AUGAACGAUUCCACCUAUCCUCUAUUCUCUGUUUUCGCGUUUUUGGGCUUUCUCAUCGCCCUUGUGCCCUUGCCAUGGCACAUACAGGGCUGGAACUCGGGUACCUGCAUUUACAUGCUCUGGUCGUCAUUUGCUUGUAUGAUUCAGUUCGUCGACUCCGUUGUUUGGAGUGGAAAUGUCGACAAUCCUGCUCCGGUCUGGUGUGAUAUUUCAACUAAGUUCCUGAUAGGCGCAGGUGUUGGUAUUCCUGCCGCUUCUCUUUGUAUAAACAGACGGCUAUUCAAAAUUUCGCGGAUGAAUGCAGCUACGGUGACUCGCAAAGAGAAAUUGCGUGCUGUAUAUGAAGAUUUGGCGAUUGGUGUUGGAAUCCCAAUACUAGUCAUGGUUCUACACUACGUAGUUCAGGGACAUAGGUUUAACAUACUGGAGAACGUUGGUUGCACUCCCGAUAUCUGGAACACUCCUCCAGCUUACCCUCUCGUUCUCAUGUGGCCGAUCCUCUUGGGUUGUGUAUCAUUUAUAUAUGCUUCACUUACUUUGCGCGCGUUCUGGCGACGCCGUGCGCAGUUCAGCGAACUGCUUGCUGCCAACAGCUCAAUGUCUACGAGCCGCUACUUCCGGCUUAUGCUUCUAUGUUGCGUCGAGAUGGCUUGCACCGUGCCUCUUAGCGCAUUCAGCAUCUAUAUCAACAAUAUGGACGAUCCCAUCCAGCCAUACGUGUCAUGGGCAAAUGCUCAUUACAAUUUUUCUUUCGUGGAGCAAAUUGCCGCUAUUAUCUGGACGAGUAAUCGUGCAUCCUACAUAUCCGUCGAAUUGAGUCGAUGGAUAUACCCUUUCUCUGCCUUCCUUUUCUUUGCCCUUUUUGGCUUCGCCGAAGAGGCCCGUCGCCACUAUCGAAUGGCAUUCUGGGCAAUAGCCAAACGUCUAGGCUACCGCCAGCCCCCACAGAAGAAGUUGCUUCUUGGAUCUCUGCGAUUUGGGGAUCUCAAAAAGGAAUCAAAGGAUCAGCUUCCUCCUUACACUCCUUCGCCUCCGAUUCGUCGCAAGCGACAGGAUUCGCUAUUGUCGUCUCACGCUGGCAGCUUCAUUAACAUCGACUUGGAGAAAGCUUUACCUUCCCCGGCAUCCACUUCAGCCACCCUCGCCGCCGUCGGUUCACCUACAGAUUCUGAAAUCACAAUACUAUCUCCGCACCUAGAUUAUGUGGAGCUUCGCGAUAGCGUCGCCCUUGCUUCCCCUGCAAACUUUCCAGUUCAUCAUCCCUCCUCGCCACGACAAUUCGCUCGGCUCUCAGCGGAACGAGUCCUUGUACCUCCUUAUCAUAGACCAUUUAGCCCACCGACCAUUUGUCCCAUGCCUGCAUCGCAAGCAUUGGCUCAAUGCACAACGGUCCAGGUGUCGACCCAUACCGAGGCCGCUGAAUCUGCAUAG
Messenger RNA from Fibroporia radiculosa, 1431 nucleotides. RefSeq lists its product as uncharacterized. Lineage: Eukaryota; Fungi; Basidiomycota; Agaricomycetes; Polyporales; Fibroporiaceae. The record is from RefSeq and is a predicted model, not a curated record. The coding region runs from base 1 to 1431 and encodes 476 amino acids. The transcript is spliced from 7 exons. Gene Ontology annotation, molecular function: mating-type alpha-factor pheromone receptor activity. Gene Ontology annotation, cellular component: membrane. Gene Ontology annotation, biological process: G protein-coupled receptor signaling pathway.